Schistosoma margrebowiei is the source of this 3556-nucleotide messenger RNA. The record is from the annotation of a GenBank genome assembly. NCBI's taxonomy places the organism in Eukaryota, Metazoa, Platyhelminthes, Trematoda, Strigeidida, Schistosomatidae.
CUCGUGUUGUGAUUGGCCAAAUAUUAUCAGCUGGUUAAUCUCAAGGUUGUUUGUUAUUACUACAAUUGGUUGAAUAUAGUGUAUAAAGUACCUAGUUUGAGGCGGGCUUACGAUAUUCGAGUUUUUGAAAGCUUCGCGUGGUGCAUAUGCCUAACUUCGGCAUCGUCAAAAACACUGAAUUAAUGAACACGAGUGACCUUUCGAGUGAUACUCCAGUUACCCGUCUAUCAAAAAUUUUGUCAAAGGCCAACUUUCUUGAAGUAUCUAAGACGAAAACAGCACCAAAACUUCACCAAAUAUCAGAAAUAAUACCUCCAGACAUAGAUGAAAGUGCGAAUCAAGAGCCGCCUACAACAUCAGUAUGGUCUGAAGCCCCCGAAUUUUUUGUUCGCGAAAACUCCAACAGUUGCUCCUCCGGUUAUUAUAGUGGUGCUACAACUCAUUCCGCUCCGGCAUCAUCUAUUUGUGAACGUGUAAGUAGACAUAUUUUAAGUUUAUCUUGAAGAAAUUCCAGUUCUAUGAAAUAAAUGCGGAUCAUGAUCCUCCUAUUUCACUAAUCCGAAGCGUCUUUGAAACUACUGAGUCAGCGGCUCCAGGUGACAACACCCUCCGGAGAGCUCAUUCUUGUUCUAGCAGAGGAUGGUUGGCCAAAAGACAUAUCCGACAACAAUGGCCUCGCAUUUCUGGUAUAUCUCGAGAGAGAGAUACAUCCUUGGUGAGAGUUGCAAAUACAGAUACGAAUUCAUGUCCUGCUGCCAUAACCCAUGAUAAUAAUCCGUGCAAUUUGAGACGCUAUUCUCUUCCGCCUGUAGGUGAAUCGGGUUCAGGAAGCACCUCAGAAGCCUCACCCCCUAGAGAUCAUUUAGUUAGCUUUCUUACGUCAGCUAAAAGUCCUAGUCCUGAAAAAAGAAUGGAAUGUUCAAGUUCUUUGCUUCAUCCUAUACCUAAAAAGCAACGCAUAGAAUCACCAAAAGAAACUGAUUGUAACUCUACGAUACCCACAGAGGAGUUAAAUGAAAAUUCAGAACAUGAUAAUAUUGGAUCUUUAUUUUCUAAUCCAAAUGGUGGUCCGAAACCAUUUUUUGAACUCCUGCGUCAUCAUUCGACUCCUAUGCCAUCUUCAUAUUCAUACAAACAUUGCCCAAGUUCUCCUGUGGAGGUAUUCAACGAUGAAAAUAUCAAUAGACCUAAACUUUCAAGAUGUCUUUCCGAAACGCAUUCUGUUUCUUACGAUGCGAUUGCACGUUGUAUUGGCUCUUUGAGCAGUCACAGCUUGUGUAGUGAUGGUAGACGGGCGCGUGCAUUACCUGUCGUAGAUAGGACUGGUUCCGGUCUACACUGCGUGUCUACAGAUACGGUCGGUGAUCUAAUAUCUGGCUCCAAGCGUAAUAUCAAUUAUGUCAUUGUUGAUUGCCGCUUCCCUUAUGAAUAUGAGGGAGGACACAUUAAAGGAGCAAUUAACAUUUUUACUCACAGUGAUCUAGUUCAAGAGAUAUUUAAUCGUGUCCCUGCUCAAAGACCUCCUGGUACAUCUGGACCUCCACGAUUUCUUGGAGAAGAUUUAGCACGAAGAUUAGCCACUACACAGCGGGAGCCACUUUCUGCUCCUUGCGAAUUAAUAUCUGACGAUGAAGAUGAAGAUGAAUUUCCUGAAAAUACAACUUCGGAGAUUUCUGAUUCGGAUCUUGCAUAUGCGAACGAUGAAGUUAUUUUAGAAAAGAAUAUUCAUAAUGAUAGCCCAAAAUCAGAACCAGAUCUUAGUUAUGUUAGCAGUGGUUUAUCAAAUAUUAGUGAAUCAAGCAACCAAGAUCCUCCGUUCGUUGUGAUAUUCCAUUGCGAAUUUUCUUCUCAACGAGCUCCAGCAUUGGCUGCAUUUCUUCGGAGCGUCGAUCGUGUUUCAAAUUACCAUCGUUAUCCAUUUCUUUAUUUUCCGGAAAUUUAUAUAAUGAAAGGUGGAUAUUCUGCAUUUUACCGAAAAUUCCCACAUUUAUGUACUCCGCAAGAAUACGUUAAAAUGUUCCACCGGGAUUACCGGAAUCACUUACGUUUGUAUAAACGUCUUACUCGUCGUGUCAGUUCAGCCUGUAUGGCAUGUAUAAAACCUCAACAAAAUGAAGUUGAUAAAUCCCAAAUACCUGUUUCCGAGGUUGAUAGUUAUUGUCAACUUCCGUUGAAUCUAAAGGUUGGUGUACAUGACAUGUUUACAACACAUGAACCACCAACUUACCAAUUUCGAUCCAAUCGUGAACUGCCUAUGCAUGAGGAUAAUUCCAUCUCUGAUCUUGUCAAUUAUGAAAACAAAGAAAACUACUCACCUUCCGGUUCUGAACUGUAUAGCAAAUCUCAAACUCACCGCUCCUGUUCAGCCGAUAAUGUGAAUGAAGAACCCAAACAUGCUAUGCUUUCUCCUAAUGUUGAAGGUUGUAACCAAGUGUCAUCAAGUGUGGUCGACAGUCCUCUUGGUUUGGCAGAAGUUGUUGUAAGAGUCGGUCGUCGUGUGAUAGCAGCAACAUUGGGUAGUACCAAUAAUAACUGUUCUGAGGUUGCUCGUGCUUUAGAUCGAAUAAAGUAUCACAAUCCACCUCAAAUUAUUCAACCACUUGAAGGGAAACCACCUAUACGUUGUCUUAAGCGUUCACUUACCACUAAUUCAUUGGAUAUUCGUCAUCAAUUAAUUCGCCCAAAAGUUUUUAAUCCAUUUUGUGGUGGCAAUAGUUAUUCACAAAAUACACCUUCAAUAAGAAGAGUUCGAACAAAUUCUAACACUGAUUUAUUGUCUAUUGAUAAUACCGUGAAUAGUAUUCUGGCACCAACAUCAUCCACUACCUCAAAUCAAAUCCACCAAGUUCAAUCCUCUCCACAAAAAGAACAAUUGUCAUACCAUAGUCUUUCUACAUGUAGUGAAUAAGUGUAUAAUACAUUACUUGUUUUUAUUUUAACGAACUUAUGUAGUUAUAAUCAUCCUUAUUUACAAAUCAAUCCGUAUUCAUUCUGUACAUAGAUGUAUAGUUUGUGUGUACAUACAUGUAUAUUCUGUUAAUUUUUGUCGAACAAUAAAAUUACGUUUCAGAACAAUAUCCUCUUAACUACCCAUUCAUUUACAACCUGAUAUUCACAAUUCUCUCUUAUAUUUUGUUAUGUAUAGCUUUUGUUCUAUUCAGUUUAAAUAUUUCUAGUUAGUUUCACUAGGUUGCAGCAGUUUGAUAAUGGUUUUUAAAAAAAGCGAUUAUCGCUGCUGUUGGAAUCUAGUGAUCAUUUGUGCUUUGUGACAUUAUUACUGUCUGAGUUCCUCUCGGUUAAUGUUUUUUCCUCGCUAUUCGUUUCAGCUUAUGUUCUCCCGACAUUUCGCUGGCGUGUUAUUUAUUUUGCUUUGUGUUUUUGUUAUGUCUCUUCUUUCUGCAAUCACGUUUAUGUUAAUAUGUUUUUGAAAAAUGUUAAAACUUGAGCUGAUUCGUUUUAUCACCGAACCCAUAUUUUCAGGCAGUCGAUGAAAGUAUGCUUUUGGUAAUGAAAUUUUGCGAAGAUCAAUUACUACAAAUAUAAACCUGAACUUGAU